AUGGCAUCCGAAUCUACGCUUUUGGACCCCUCCAUCUUUGAUUAUCUCAAAGACAAGCUGGAGGAGGAAUCGCAGAUCCGCGAGACGCUGACCCAGAUCAUCCAGCGCCUUGAGCGUUCCGUCGCCUCUGCCCAGGCCUUUCUCUCCCGCGUUCACUCAACACCCCGCAGUCGUUAUCCUACGUUGGUAGCACAGGUCGAGACAGCCAUUCAAGAGCAAGUCUCCGUCAUCGGCGAGCUGAACGAGCUCGCCUCCAAGCACCCGUACUACAAAUACAACUCCAAGUGGUCCCGCGCCGUCCAAAACGCCAUCUCCUCAGCCGUCCUGACCGCCUGGCUCGGCGGCCUCGCCUCCGUGGGCACCCCCUCCCUCGGGCGCCUCCUCACCCUCGAGGAGAUCGGCACCCUCUUCAAGGUGCCCACCCACCUCAAGGAUCGCGACGCCUUCCACAUCACCCUCGAGGAGUACCUCCUCUCCCUCACCGAUGUCACUCAUGAGCUGUCCCGCCUCGCCACCAACGCCGUGACCAUGGGCGACUUCGACCUGCCCCUCACCAUCAGCGCCUUCAUCAAGGACCUCUUCGCCGGGUUCCAGCUCCUCAACCUCAAGAACGACAUCCUCCGCAAGAGGGCCGACGCCGUCAAGUACGACGUCAAGAGGGUCGAGGACGUCGUCUACGACUUGAGCCUGCGCGGCCUGAUCAAGAGACCUGGCGAGGGGGACACUGAGAUGAAGUCGGAGUAG
This is a messenger RNA of Clonostachys rhizophaga, 744 nucleotides long. The record is from the annotation of a GenBank genome assembly. NCBI's taxonomy places the organism in Eukaryota, Fungi, Ascomycota, Sordariomycetes, Hypocreales, Bionectriaceae.